Messenger RNA from Eriocheir sinensis (Chinese mitten crab), 3675 nucleotides. RefSeq names its product microsomal triglyceride transfer protein large subunit-like (gene Mtp). The record is from RefSeq and is a predicted model, not a curated record. Lineage: Eukaryota; Metazoa; Arthropoda; Malacostraca; Decapoda; Varunidae. Bases 780 to 3545 code for a protein of 921 amino acids. Gene Ontology annotation, molecular function: lipid binding. Gene Ontology annotation, biological process: lipid transport; lipoprotein metabolic process. The transcript has 17 exons. Gene Ontology annotation, cellular component: basolateral plasma membrane; Golgi apparatus; endoplasmic reticulum.
GAGUCCCUCGUGUCCUCCUGUGAGGAUUGAGGCCGCCGGCUUUUGAGGUCCCUACUUUGGGUCGGCCCGGGGACUUGCCUCUGUAAUCUGCAAGUAACUGUGCAACUCAUUCAUGCGCUCUGCUCAGGAAAUGGGAGAGUAGAGCACUUAACCCAUUUAUUAGUCAUCUCAGUCAGUGCUGGAGCGUGCACUGCUGGAAUUUAGCUGUGUCCUGUACAGUUCAACAACGGCGUCCAGAGCGUAGAUAAUGGACCAGUAUACGCAUCACCCCUAAUGAUCUCGUCUUACAAGGGCUUGGAACUUAGUGAUAUUAACAAAAAUCCUGCAAAAGAGGAGUGCUUUAUUGUUUGGCAGCGAGCCACGUCAGCCGGGUGCUGGCGGGUCCGGGUGAGGCGGUGGUGGGCCAGCGGCUCAGUGACUGAGCCGCUGAACCUCUCGCCGCCAGGCCCAGGUACAGUUAGGUGCGGGAGGUGAGCGGUGGAGGGUGGCCGUCUUCCCUCUUCCUCGCGGUGCACUGGUGUGACGGGACGCUGAACGGAAGCCCCUUCGCCCAAGUAACGUUUGCUCCAGUCGCGUGAAACUGUCGGACGUGAAGCACCCACCCACUAGGACGUCAUGGCCAGAUGACAGAGCGAGGCACGGGAGAUCGAGUGCGUAUAGUGCCAUAGGAGACUGAAUGGGGCGUAGGAGUGGUGGUGUUUAAGGUUAUAGUAGAAACGUUGAGUAACAAGUGAGUGAUGAGGACCUGAGUGGCGUGCCCCGUGGCGGCGUGUGAGGUCAUGUUGGUGAGCGUUGUGAUGACCCCCGUGCUGAUGCUGCACUGCCGGGUCACCGCCGUCCUCACGCUGGGCAUGGCCACCCUCUCCUGGACGCUGUGGGCCGUGCUGCAGUGUGCCCUCGCCCCCGCCCACGCCUUUGUGCUGCUCUCCUCGUACCCAGCGUACACCAGACAGUUUGAGGUCGGAACACUGUAUGUGUAUGAGUAUGAGACAUCAGUACUACUUAACGAGCCACAGCCCCUACCUGUCUCCACUGCCAAAGAUGUUGGCUUUAAGGUAGAACUGACAGCAGAGGUCACCCCUGUGUGGCAACACCCCAGCAACACUAAUGAGCAGAUACUGCAGUUGACGGUGGUGACACCCAAAUUGUCAGUGAAGGCUCGUCAAGGACCCUCACCUGAGGGCUUUGCUCACAAGUCAUCCAGAGUGGAAAGCUACAGGCUGCACCCACUCUUUGUGCACUGGAACAAUGGGCAGAUUGGAGAUGUCUAUCAUGUUGAAGGAGGAGAGUUGUCUGUCAUUAACAUAAUGAAGGGAAUAGCUAGUCUUUUUCAGUACCAAGUCAAGAGCAUCAAGCAGACUGAGAUUGAUGCAUCAGGAAGGUGUGAAGUGACAUAUAAACUUGUUGAUUCCACACAUGUCACAAAGCUCAAGAAUAAAUGUGAAAAUGUUUUGCCGGUGCCCUUCUUCAACCAGACAGACAAGGUUCUUGGUGCAGAAGUCAACAGUCAAGCAACAACAACUUAUUUGUUAAAUGCAGAUGACAAAAUACUUAGAAAAGCAACAUCAGUGGAAACACAUUUCCUAAGAGUGGAAGCACGGAAGCAGUCUGGAGCAGAGGUCAUCAGUAGACAAAUUCUUCAGCUCAAAGAAAAUAGAAAAGUAUCAACUAAGAAAUAUACUGGUAAAGUUGCAGCAGAAGCUAUACAAUCUAUUGGUACCCAGCUAGGAAAGACACUGGUAACGGAACAGCUGACAACCACCCCAGAAGCCAAAGAGUGUAUUACUUGCAAGUCUCUCAAAGAUCUUGUCAACAACUUCCACAACACCUUAAGUCCCAAGAACCUUGGGAGUCAGGGAGCAGCCAUAGCCUUCACUCGCCUCCUGAGGAAGAUGAGAGAAAGUGAUCCAGAGACUAUCAAAGCAGUGCUGAAAGAUAAGAAAAAUGCUAGAAUAUUGCCUCAGCUGCUGGAUAUUGCAGCAGCAACCCAAACACUGCCUGCCCACAAAGCUGCCUUGUCUGUGCUAAAAUUCAAUGGGUCAUCAAUAGAGCUACCUGAGCGGUACCUCAUCAGUCUCUCCUUGGCGACUCAUCCUUCAGGGGCUGUAGUCAGAGACAUGAUCAGCCUUUUUAAAAAGGGUGUUAAAGAUGAAAGGCUUUAUGAGACUUUGGUGCUUACCAUGGCCUCCCUCACCCAUACCCUCAGCAACAUGCCUAAAGAUGCUAACUCCACAAAAAUAGUUGCAGGGGUGAAGAAGCUGCUUCUUGAGAAACUACAAAACUGUGAAGCAGAGGAUUGUCAGUUGAUGUACAUCAGGAGCCUCAAGAACCUCAGAGCCAAGGACACAAUGGAUGUACUUCUAAGUUUUGCUGGAGGAGAAGCUCGUAAGCCAGCAAUCACUGCCACACGAGCCCUCCAGACAAUGCCCAGCUCUUACUUAACUAGUGAGGUUUUUAUGAGAUUGGAGAGGAUUUUCUUGGAACUUGAUCGCCAGCAUGACUCAAGUGUGAGGGCAAUGGUGGCAGACAUACUGCUUCAAAACAAACCCAGUGAGGAGUUUGUCAGAUCUAUGAUGGAAAUCAUGACUACACAAAGUACAAAAGAACUAAAUACCCUCCUUUUGGGAAGAUUACGUGACUUAGCUUCACAAAAUGAUGAUUUGUUAAAGAUUUUGAGAAAAGUCUUGAAGGAAUCCAAGUAUAGCAACUACCAUAUUCUAGGACAAGCAGGACUUUCCUCAGCAUUUUCACGUCCACUGGCUCAGGACAAGAGUGCCAACUCCUCGUUCAGUAACAUGUUAGAAAUCCAAGGCGGUCUGCUCAAGAGGUCCAUUGUUGAUGUGUUUGUGGAUGUGGAUGAUGCACGCAUGAGACUGUUGUCAUUUAGUAUGUUUGCUGGUGGCCUCAGUGUGUUCGGUGGUGAGGAUGCUGAAGAUGAUGGAGAAGAGGCCAACGCUGGUAUAGAGAUAGCAGUGCUGAACACCCAGCUGCGCCCUUAUGUUUUCUUUACGGGGCAAGGAGAGCUGAUGGGACACGUCUGGUCUGGCACAGGCUCAGAGAGAACUACGGCCCUUCAGGGCACACUUCUGCUGCAGGACCACCUUCAAGUAGUGCCUCUGCAGAAUGGCCUCAAUGCUGAACUGCUUCUGAAUGGUGCCCUAUCUUAUGACAUGGCUGGGCAGAUUCAAAUUUCUUUAUGGAACCGUGAUGCUCAUAGUCUUGUUGAAAUUGGGGCUGCAAUGGUCAUCCAGGGAGUAGCAAGAGUUGAUAACUCAUUUAUACAGGCAUUGAUUGAGUUCAACACUGGAGCACAAGCUCAACUGAACUUCAUAUCUGACUUAGAGUUCUAUGAGGAUAUCAUGAUGUGUUUAAAAAUGGUCCAGCCAAAUACAGAGAUGGUAAACAACGUAAGGAAGUUGGAACGGAUUCCUGGUACAAACUACAUGCUCAAGAAGUACAAGAAAAGGUUGUCUCCAGUACCAGGCAAGACUUAUGUCAUGAAUAAGAAAAAUACUGAACUUUGUAAUAAAAUGUUUAACAAAUGACGUGAACUCUUUUAGAAAGAGACCAUUUAUAAAAGAAAGUUGGUUACAUAUUGUAAUUAUUUUUGUUAAAUAAUAUAUGAUGACAUGUAUUGUGAUAUUUUUGUUAUUCUAACAUGUGAGUGACUUCUUA